Molecule: messenger RNA, 2583 nt
Organism: Debaryomyces hansenii CBS767
Lineage: Eukaryota; Fungi; Ascomycota; Pichiomycetes; Serinales; Debaryomycetaceae
Gene: MEF2
Product: Mef2p
Exons: 1
Coding region: 1-2583 (860 amino acids)
Biological process (GO): mitochondrial translation; ribosome disassembly
Cellular component (GO): mitochondrion
Molecular function (GO): GTP binding; GTPase activity
Source: RefSeq, a predicted model, not a curated record
AUGACCAACACCGGCCCCAUAGUCAGAAGAGUGUUCCGAUACGCUUCAGUAUUAGAUACUAUCUGCUACAAGAGAGGGAUACAUCUGUCGAGAGCCCUUUUGAGCGAAAGUCGCUUAAAUUCAGUCCCUCCAGAUCGUACCAGAAAUAUAGGUAUUAUUGCCCAUAUUGAUGCAGGGAAGACAACAACAACUGAAAGAAUGCUUUUCUAUAGUGGGAAAACUCGUCGGAUUGGAAAUGUGGACGAAGGAGAUACGGUGACCGAUUAUUUACCAUCUGAAAGGGAACGUGGUAUCACAAUCCAGCUGGCAGCCAUUACAAUUCCUUGGAAUAAGAACAAAAUUAACAUAAUAGAUACUCCAGGGCAUGCGGAUUUUACAUUUGAAGUCACAAGGUCUUUGAGAGUUUUGGAUAGUUGUGUGACUAUAUUAGAUGCUGUUGCAGGAGUCGAGGCACAGACUGAGAAGGUUUGGAAGCAAGCACAAGCAUUAGGGAUUCCAAAGAUUGCCUAUGUCAAUAAGAUGGAUAGGGAUGGUGCAGGAUUUAGUAGAACAGUGAAAGAAAUUAUCCAGAAGUUGCAAACUCGGGUGGUUUUAUGUAAUAUCCCAUACUGGGAGACUCCUGUAAAUGAUGUGCCCAUCUUCAAAGGUGUUCUAGAUGUAUUAAAUAAAAAGCUUUUAAAGUGGAAUUCUGAUUCAAAUGCAAAUGGGACUGAUAUUAGUGUCACUGACUUAGAAAAAGAAAUGGAUAAAUACCCAGAAUUGUACGAGAUGGUUAGUAAGAGUCGUGAAUCAAUGGUUGAAACGUUGGGUGAAUUUGACGAAACUAUUAUAGAUUCAUUUUUAGAGAACGAUGAAGAUUAUAUGAAAAUCCCUGUAGCUGUGUUAAAUUCUGCUAUCAAAAGGGGUACGCUCGCUAAUUAUGUUACUCCAGUAUUUUGUGGUUCAUCCUUCAGGAAUAUAGGUGUGCAACCUCUCAUGGACGCAGUUGUGAACUUUUUACCUUCUCCAUUGGAAACUAAAGUUCCUGACAUCAGUUCUAACGCUCCAAAAGCCUUAGCUAAGAUGAAAGGCAAAAAUCGUAAGAAGAAAGUAACCUCGGAGCCCACUGAUGUUCCUUUAUCUAUGGAUCCAAAGCAUGGUUUAGUUAUUAACAAGAAUCCAAAUUUAACUACCGCAUUAGCUUUCAAAGUUAUCACCCAUCCCACUCGUGGUGUUAUGACCUUCUUCAGGGUUUACAGUGGUAAGUUGACUUCCAAUACAACUAUCAUGAAUACUCGAACUGGUAAGAAACUUAACCUUAGAAAGUUGCUAUUGAUGCAUGGUGAUGAACCGGAAGUCGUACCGCUGAUUAGUGCAGGUAAUAUAGGUGUUAUUUCCGGUACCGAUGAUGAUAUCGUUACCGGUGAUACGAUAGUUUCUCAUGGCCCAGUAAAUAAACCGUUUAAUGAUUUGGAAUCCAGUUUGAAAAUGUUACCAAUUGAAAUUCCGCCACCACUAUUUAAUUCAUCAAUAGAACCAUUGACUGCAGGUGACACGAGACAUUUGAAUAGUUGUAUACAGAUAUUAUUAAGAGAGGAUCCCUCCUUAAAGGUGAGCGUUGAUGAAGAUCUUGGUCAAAUAAUUUUGAGUGGAAUGGGAGAAUUACAUUUAGAAAUUAUCAAAGAACGGUUGGUUACUGAUAUGAAAGCUAAUGCUAGAUUAAGAGAUGUUGCAGUCUCUUACAAAGAAACAUUAGGGAAACCAAACUAUAAACUGGUCACACAAUCUACUGGAGACAAUGGGUGUGUUUCAAUAGAAAUUUCUAUGGAUUCUUUCGAAGGAUUGGCUGAAGAGUCUAGUUUUGCUGAUGAAGAUGGUGCAAUAGUGUUAGAGCAUGAAAAUAAUAUUGUUAUUUUGGAACCUUCGGCUACGCCUGAAUAUAUGCAAACUGCCAUUGAUGAAAGGCGUUGGAAAUCUGACCAUUCUUUGGAAGAUCUUCAAGAAAGCUUGGUCCACGGAUGUAUCACUGCGUUACAAUUAGGUGGGCCUGUAUUUGGUUUUGCUUUGCAUUCCACUGUCAUCCGGAUCAAAAACUGGCAUUUCCCGGUUGAUUCGAAAGACUACAAUUCGUCCUCAUUAUUGGAUAUUAGCAGACGGGCAGUUACUAAGAAUAUAAAGGAUCUUGGGGAAUCAGAAAAGGACUUAUUCAGCCUCUUAGAACCUAUUAUGCAAACAAAAGUGUAUAUUAAUUCUGACUCGUUAGGUGAGGUUGUUCACGACUUAACUCAUAGAUGUCAGGCUACCAUUACCUCGAUCGAUGACGAAUCCGAAAAUAUGGACGCAUUGAACUGGGCUAACGAAGAGUCAGAAAGGGUCUACGUACCUCCUGACUACACCAUGAAGAAUACAAAUAAUCUUCAGGUUGAAUUGAGAAAUAAAAAGGUGAUAGUUGCAGAAACACCUUUGAGAGAAAUGAUUGGCUAUUUAUCUCGUUUGAGAUCAAUCACUCAAGGAAGAGGGGUAUUUGAUAUGAGUUAUCUUGGUAUGAAAAGGGUAAUCAAGUCAAGAUUGGCUAGUAUAUCCAAUGAAUUUAAUUUCAUGUAA